AUGGAAGAUCGCUGCAAGCCCUCUCUGCCCUCCGGUGUCUCCUGCCUGUUGGUCCUUACACAGUUGCUUAGCUGGGUGACCUCAAAGGAGUUCCUGGUCUUUGGUCCCUCGGACCCCAUUGUGGCUGUACGAGGUGGGGAAGCCAUACUUCCCUGCUCCGUGUUUCCAGCCAUGAGUCUGGAGGACAUGGAGGAGCUGAGGUGGUUCCGCACCAGAUUCUCAGAAGCAGUACUAGUCUAUCGGGACCAAGAGGAGCAGAAGGAAGGGCAGAUGCCUGAGUAUUCCUGGCGGACCACGCUGGUGAAGGAUCAGUUCCAUCAAGGGAAGGCUGCUGUGAGGAUCCAAAAUGUCCAGGCAUCAGAUAGUGGGAUAUAUGUCUGCCACUUCAAACAGGGACAUGUCCAGGAAGAGGCCAUCUUGGAACUGAAGGUGGCAGUGAUGGGUUCUGUUCCUGAAGUGCAUAUCAAAGGCCCAGAAGAUGGUGGAGUGUGUGUUGUGUGCAUGGCUUCAGGGUGGUACCCGAAGCCCCAGGUGCAUUGGAGAGACUCCAGAGGACAAAAUCUGUCAGCAUCCUUGGAGAUCCACCAUGAAGAUGCUGAAGGAUUGUUCAGCACAGAGACCUCGCUGGUGGUGAGAGACAGGUCUGUGGGGAAUGUGACCUGCUCCACCUUCAAUCCCAUCUUGGGCCAGGAGAAAGCCAUGGCCAUGUUCAUCCCAGAGCCGUUUUUCCCUCAGGCCUCUCCCUGGAAGCCAGCUUUUCUCGUGACCCUGACCACGAUGGGACUACUACUCUUAGGGACAAGCUAUCUUCUCAGAAGAGAACGUUUUGCAAGGCGAGAGGUGCAGCAGAAAUUGGGGAAUCUUCAGAGUGAGAAAGAUGAGUUACAGAAGAUAAAGGAGGAUUCCCUCUCCUCACUGUUUUCAGGAGCACUGUGGAAGGAGCAUGGUCAAAGGAAAGCAACCUACAAUGCUGCCUGGAGGAAGGCCCAGCUGUAUGCAGAUUGGCGCAAGGAGCAUUUCCAGCCCUGGACUUUCACUCUGGAUCCAGACUCUGCCCACCCCAUCCUUGCCAUCUCCCAGAAUAGGAUGAGUGUGACCAGGAAGGAUUCCACUAUGUGCUUGGAUGACCUCUUCUGUGUGUUAGGCAUCAAAAGCAUCUCUUCUGGAAGAUAUUACUGGGAGGUGAAGCUAAGACAUGGCGACAGCAGCAAGUGGACUCUGGGGGUCUGUAGGGAAGGUGUGGACAGGAAAGGAUGUUUCUCAGAGUGUCCAGACAAGGGGUUUUGGACUGUGGGGCGGUCUAGUAGUGGAUAUUGGGCCUAUAUUGACUCUGGGAUGGCUUCAUUAUCCAUCAGGGAAGCCCCACAGAGUGUUGGGGUGUUUGUGGACUACACUGAAGGUGACAUCUCCUUCUAUAACAUGAGUGACAUGUCCCACCUUUUUUCCUUUCAUGAAGCUUCCUUCUCUGGGAAUCUUUUUCCAUACUUCAGGCUUAAGUCUGGAAAUGUCUCAAUGAUCAUCAACUCCUUGACAUGUGUGUCUGAGGGGUGGGAGGGAGAAGAGGGGAGAAGGAGGAGGAAACGAAGUAGGAAGGGGAGGAAGGGGAAGAGGGCAAAGAGGGGGAAGAAGUUAGUUUUGCCUCCUCUGAAGGAGUCUCCGAGUGCUGCAGGGGAGGGCCUGGUUCCAGGCUCUUGUGUUGUAGACUCUGUCCCAGGGGAAGAAUCUCCAUUUCUCCAGCAUGCCAGGGACACUCUGUUCCCAUAG
This is a messenger RNA of Mastomys coucha (southern multimammate mouse), 1764 nucleotides long. Its product is annotated as butyrophilin subfamily 1 member A1-like. NCBI's taxonomy places the organism in Eukaryota, Metazoa, Chordata, Mammalia, Rodentia, Muridae. The transcript has 10 exons. The record is from RefSeq and is a predicted model, not a curated record. Gene Ontology annotation, biological process: T cell receptor signaling pathway; regulation of cytokine production. The coding region runs from base 1 to 1764 and encodes 587 amino acids. Gene Ontology annotation, molecular function: signaling receptor binding. Gene Ontology annotation, cellular component: external side of plasma membrane.